AAUCGCAAGAACGGAAGAAUAGAAGAAAGAAAUUGGGGUUUCUGGACAGUGCCUCUGCAGAGUGACAACACUAGAGUGGCUGCAAUCUGCAAUCUGCAAUGGUUUCGUUAUCAACAUGGUGUCGCUACAUUGCCCACAAGCUCGAAUACUCCGUUUCCCUCAGCUGGAAGAACUAUAAAGGAGGUCAAAUUACAGACAGAGAGGUAGGUGAUGUUGUUUGGAAAAACUUCUUUCGAGGAAGGAUGACAUACUUGCACUGGAACAAUGGAGAGGAGAUGACCCCUACUAUUGCUGGAAACGGAGCAACUCUGCUUGUUCGGAAAUUACCAACUGCAGACCCAACGCGAGUUUUUGUAGGAGAUGUUGUUGUUUUAAAGGACCCUGAGAAGCCAGACAACCACUUAGUCAGAAGAUUAGCUGCAAUUGAAGGCUAUGAAAUGGUUUCUGCUGAUGAAAAGGAUGAACCCUUUACUCUUGAGAAGGAUCAAUGCUGGGUAGUGGCUGAAAAUGAAAAAUUGAAAGCUAAGGAAGCAAAUGAUAGUCGAACAUUUGGCCCAGUUCAAAUGACAAACAUUGUAGGCAGAGUCAUAUAUUGCCUGCGAACUGCAGUAGACCAUGGCCGUGUACAGAACAGUCAUUUCGGCAUGCGAAAGGACACACCAGUGUUGGAAGUAGAACUUGAUGUUGAUGAGAUGGCAAAGAAUCACAAAGCCUAAACUUCUGUCCUGAGAAGCACUAACUUGUUUAGUUUUGUUAUGCCUUGGUUUCUUCUUGUGGAUUUUCCUUGAAGCACAAAUGAAGAAUAAAAUACAUGAUAUUUAAAUUGUUGCAAUGGGAUGGUGGUGUUAUGUGGAAGUCCUUAGCUCUGCAUAUAAGACGAUUGGCACUUUCUUCCCAACCGCAAAAUUUGAAGCAACCUGUGUUAAAGCUUGACUUCAACAUUAUUGUGAGCUGAAGUUCUAGCUAGGACUCCUCUGCGUAUUGUUAUAUUUGUAAGUCAUUCAUUUGGCUCUAAACUUUGACCAAUUUUUGGUUAGCUUGUCAAUGGUCGAGGAUGAUCAAAUGCUGCAUUGUCAGAAAAUAUUGUUCCAGAUAUUUCCAUUUUCUUCGCUGCUCAGUGAUAAAAAGUUGUGAAGUCGCUAGUGCCACUAGAAAAAAUUCCCCAAGAGUUCACUUGCCAUUUUUUUAUUUCUGAGGUGAUGAAUAAUCCUUGAUUUUUAUUUUCUUUAGUCUGUUGAGUUAGUUGAAUCACACUUGCACACAUUCUUGCUUUUACUAAAAUUUAUUUGUUUUUCUUUU
Molecule: messenger RNA, 1299 nt
Organism: Abrus precatorius (Indian licorice)
Lineage: Eukaryota; Viridiplantae; Streptophyta; Magnoliopsida; Fabales; Fabaceae
Exons: 5
Coding region: 99-716 (205 amino acids)
Molecular function (GO): serine-type endopeptidase activity
Source: RefSeq, a predicted model, not a curated record